Molecule: messenger RNA, 2406 nt
Organism: Didymella exigua CBS 183.55
Lineage: Eukaryota; Fungi; Ascomycota; Dothideomycetes; Pleosporales; Didymellaceae
Product: Zn(II)2Cys6 cluster transcripitional activator
Exons: 3
Coding region: 1-2406 (801 amino acids)
Biological process (GO): positive regulation of transcription by RNA polymerase II; DNA-templated transcription
Molecular function (GO): zinc ion binding; sequence-specific DNA binding; DNA-binding transcription factor activity, RNA polymerase II-specific
Source: RefSeq, a predicted model, not a curated record
AUGGUUCUGGAGACGCCACUUCUCAGAGUCAGCCGGCCUGUUGCCGCUUGUUCGCGAUGUCGAGCAGCCAAGGUCAAAUGUGAUGGCAAGCUGCCAGCCUGCACAGCAUGUGAGAAGUCGAAUCGUGCUUCAGAAUGCUCAAGCACAAACGAUCAAUUUGCACGAGGAAAGGAGCGGAGCUAUGUCGCCACACUCGAAGCACGUGUCGAGAGACUCGAGAAGAAGAUCUCAGAGUCAAGAAAUAGGAGGAAAUCAUCCACGGUCGUCAUGUUGGAUUCCUCUGAAGCUUCGACACCUCGCAGGACUUCGGUCGACGCUCUAAAAACCCCAAGACCUAUCAGCAAGCGUGCAGCGCGGCGGAAGGAAGCAUCGCAGAUUGACGAGCUGGUCUCAGAUUUCGGUCUUCUCGCUGUCAAUGCAACGGCAAGAGGCUUUUAUGGCUUCACCACCGAGAUGUCGUAUGCACGACUGAUCUUGUCAGCAGCUGCCAAGGAAGCUCUACCAACAGGGCUACACAAAGCCUUACCUGCGAAGUUUGCUGCAAAACCACUGAUCCAGCACUUCUUGAACAAUAUUUUCACCUUGAUCCCGGUAUUUGAAGAAGCGGCAUUGUAUGCCUCGGUAGGUGCCAUCUAUCAACAGGGUGAUGUCGCAACGCCUUGGGACCGCUGGGUCGUACGCAUGGUUCUGGCAAUCGCCUGCAUCUCCCAAUCCGAGCAGCGGGGUGACACCCAUUACUCGGACGCAGUUGGUCACGUCAAUGCUGCUCUCGAAAACGCCGAGGAUGUCCUUCAUCCUGGCUAUGUCACAAGCAUUCAAGCUCUGGUCUUGUUCACCAUCUAUGCUGCCAUGGAUCCGCACCAUUUCGACAGUUGGACCCUCAUCGGUGCGGCUUCAAGAGCGAUGGUCGAUCUGGGUAUUCAUCAAGAUCCUUCUAAGGAUGUUGUGGUAACGAAAGGCAAGCUUGAGGUGAGACGGCGAGUCUAUUGGUGUGUCUACGCUAUUGACCGGUCGACUUCCCUUGUCCAGACCAGGUCCUUCUCAUUCUCGGAUGAGGCUACUCACGUUGCAUUCCCCUUCCACAACAACGCUACGUCACCUAGAUACAGCUCACCUCGGUCGGUUGUCUUCCUGCAAAAUUUCGACUCAGCACUCGAUCUGUUCAGGAUGCGUGAGAUCCAGUCUGAGUGGUACAUGGACCUCUUCCAGUCCGGACGUAAGCCUUGGCCGGAGGCAUAUUCAUACAUCUGGAAGCAGUACGCCAAGAUGACAGACUGGUUCAACAGUAUCUCGCAAAGUACUUUGCCAGCUUUCAAGGCUGGAUUCGAGCUAGAGUUGCUUUACAGCUACGUCUACAUCCUUUCGCCAAGUCCACGCAUGCCACACAUCGACGAGUACGCCCAACGCCUCAUCUUUGAGCACUGCAUCUCCUACUCUAUCAACAUGCUCGCUAUUCUCACCGAGACGUUGUCGACAACGAAAACACCCCUCACCUUCUACGAUGCUAUGCGAGCGUAUAUGACUGGCAGACAACUUGUUGAUGUGCUCUCACGCAAUCCGGACGUAAUUCUCAACCCAAUACCCCCUUCUCUACCAGCAACUACAAGCUCACUCAUGGCUUCGGAUGAUCCACUCGCGCCUGCUGCUCAAGUUGGACCGCCGCCGUUUCCCACGCCUCAGAUGUCUGACGGCCAGACUACUUCCCUUGAUCCAACAGUGCGCGCCAUCAACGCUCUCAACGACUUUACUCAGAUCUUGUCCAACUUCGGUCUCCGUUUCGGCUUUACGCAUUGGCGGGAUCGCUUCCAGAGAGAGUCCGCCACGCUAUCAGCGCAGCUCUACCAACGAAAAUCAACAUCACCACACACAUCUCCGUCACACCAGAUGCCUCCCACGGGUUACCAUCCUCAGUGGGUCCCCAUGCCGUCCGUCUCGCCGCACGCACCUGGAAUGAUGUAUCCUGGUCCAACCACACCUCCGUCUCUGUUCCCGCAACAGAGCAGCCCCUUCUCAGGAUCUAUAUCCUACACAGGCAAUCCGUUCGACACGGCGACGAGUCCCUACCAGCAGACGAUGUCUUACGAAAACCCUCCCCAGCCUCAGCCCCAGCAGCACAUGUACGCAACGCCUUCUCCACAGCCGAUUCCCGAAAUGCCACAACCGACCGACGGAAAGCGUAGGGCAGUGGUCUAUGGCCCUGUACUAGCUCGGCAGCAGCGCGGGGGGCAGGGCCAAGAAAGCGGUGUUGCACACUCGCAUGCAGCUCCGCAGGACGGAACGCACUGGCCACAGGCACAGCAUCAGCAGGCGCCAAGCCAGGUCGACAACAGUUGGACGCAAAGCACGACUCAUGAUGGCGGCGCAGUGCAGUGGAGCCAGGACACCGGUCGCGGAACCUGGGGGUGA